Messenger RNA from Closterium sp. NIES-65, 1611 nucleotides. Lineage: Eukaryota; Viridiplantae; Streptophyta; Zygnematophyceae; Desmidiales; Closteriaceae. The record is from the annotation of a GenBank genome assembly.
AUGGUGAUACGUCUUAGAGGGUCGCGUAAUCUCCGGCAGCGUCUGGUGUACGCGACAUUAUCAGGACGCGCUAUUAGAAUAGACGACAUCCGCGCAGAGGCAGAGAGCCCCGGCUUAACGGAGUACGAAGCGUCGCUGCUGAGACUGCUCGAAAAGAUCUCCAACGGCUGUGUUGUGGAAAUCAACGAAACAGACCAGAUUUGUUUUCCGCAUCGUCAUCUCGGUCCCUUACAGCAUCCGUCUCUUCCCUGCCCGUCAAGGACCACCACCCUCUCCCCCUCUCUCGAACGGUCCUUGUAUUAUAUCCAUCCUCUCUCACUCUCUCCGUUGCCCUUUCCCAAGCUUAACCAGCAGCACCCGCCACGUUCCCCCACUUUCCCUUCCCCAUCCCCCAUUCCCCAACCUCCAACCAUACCUUCCCGCGCCCACCCGCGACCACCCGCAGGGGUGACGAACGACGACCGCGAUCCGAGCAUAGACACCCUGCGCACGGCGACGCUGCCCAUCCUGAAGCGGUUCGGCGUGGACAUGGCGGAAGUCGAGCUCAAGCUCGUUCGCCGCGGCGCGCCUCCCCUGGGCGGAGGGGAGGUGAUGCUGCGCCUGCCAAUCGUGAAGCAGCUGGAGGUGCGGUGGAAGGGGCUAGGGGCGGAGGACAAGGGGAGGGAGGGGUGGAUGGGGAGGGCGAUAUCUGAACCAGUGGUGUGGGAGGACGAGGGGCUGGUGAAGAGGGUGAGGGGGGUGGCGUUCACAGCGAGGGUGGCGCCGCAGGUGGCGAAUCGCAUGGUGGACGCGGCUAGAGGGGUGCUCAACCGCCUGCUGCCCGACGUCUUCAUCUUCACUGACCAUUUCUCGGGAGCAGACUCUGGCAGGUUGGUUGUCUCUCUCUCUCUCGUUUGGGGAGGGGGGGAAGGGAAGGCUAGAGGGGUGCUCAACCGCCUGCUGCCUGAUGUCUUCAUCUUCACUGACCACUUCUCGGGAGCAGACUCGGGCAGGUCGCCUGGCUUUGGCAUAUCCUUGGUCGCCGAAACAACGUCCGGCUGCCUGCUGAGUGCCGAGAGGGCCAUUGCCAGCUGCCGGGGGGAACAUGAAGGGGUGGGGGGAGGCGCAGGGAGAGGGGGGAGAGGAGGAGCAGGGGGGCAGGGGGAGGAGGUGCCUGAAGAUCUAGGGUUGCAGGCCGCACAGCUGUUGCUGCAUGAAGUGAAGCAGGGAGGCGUGGUGGACGGCAGUCAACAGGUGAGCGAUCGGAAGGAGGGGAAGAGGGUAAAAUUGGAGGGGAGAUACGAGGGAAGCGAGGUUGUUGCAGAGGAGCUGUGUUGGGUGCGAGUGGGGCAGUGGACCCUUGCCAGCCCUCACAUCACCUCUUUCCCGCCUGCCUCUCUCCCCUCAUUCCCCUCCCACAGGCCUUUGUGCUGCUGCUGUGUGCGCUGUGGUCCGGAGGAGUUGUGUCGGGUGCGGGUGGGGCCACUAGCGCCACACACAGUGGACGCACUGAGGGACAUGAGGGCCAUGCUGGGCGUGCAGUUUGACAUCCGCCCUGAUGAGAGCACCGGCACAGUGUUUCUCUCUUGUAUUGGCUCCGGCCACAAGAACCUCGCGAAACCUGUCACUUGA